Miscanthus lutarioriparius is the source of this 951-nucleotide messenger RNA. NCBI's taxonomy places the organism in Eukaryota, Viridiplantae, Streptophyta, Magnoliopsida, Poales, Poaceae. The record is from the annotation of a GenBank genome assembly.
AUGCCCAUGGUGGCCUCAGUUCUCGCGGCUGCGGCGGCCUCGCCCCCACUUACGUCACGGAGAUGGGGCCGUCUUGUCGCAUCACAUCCACGGGCGAACCCGCCGCCUCCCGCGCUGGGCCUGCGGGCGCCCGCUUCUCCUCUCCGGGCCUCCGUUCCCCGCGAUUCUCGUGCCGGAGCCGCCGUCCCGAGGGCUCCGUGUGCGGCGGCCUCAUUAGGUGGUGGUGUGAAGGCGGAGGCCACGGAGCGGGAGGCGGCCGAUUGGGAUGUUCUGAAGCGGGUGGCGCUGCUCGCGCUUGGCUGCUGCGCUGCAGCCGCCGCGCUCGGCUGCGGCGCGGCGCGGGCAGCGGCGGAGGACUCGAUCAAGGCGUCAGGGUUCGGGCUGCGGGUGGCGGAGUCGCUGCGGAGGCUCGGAUGGCCCGACGACGCCGUCGUGUUCGCACUCGCGACGCUGCCGGUGAUCGAGCUGCGGGGGGCGAUCCCCGUUGGUUACUGGUUGCGGCUCCAUCCCGUCCGCCUCACCAUCCUAUCCGUUCUUGGGAACAUGGUACCUGUACCAUUUAUCAUCCUCUACCUGAAAAAACUUGCGACAUUUCUGUCUCAGAAAAGCACAUCUGCAGCCCGAAUUAUGGACCUCCUCUUUGAGCGGGCACGACAGAAGGCUGCUCCUGUUGAGGAAUUCCAAUGGCUCGGCUUGAUGUUGUUUGUUGCCGUUCCAUUCCCAGGCACAGGAGCAUGGACAGGGGCCUUCAUUGCAUCUGUUUUAGGCAUGCCAUUUUGGUCAGGUUUUACAGCAAAUUUUGUGGGAGUUGUCCUUGCAGGGCUGCUGGUGAACUUGCUUAUGAAUCUUGGCCUGAAAUAUGCAAUUAUUACUGGAGUAGUUUUGUUCUUUGUUUCAACUGUAAUGUGGAGUGUUCUUCGUUCCCUAAAGAAGUCUGUGAAUGGCAAAUGA